CGAAAAAUCAAAAUUGCCCUGAAAACUGAAGCUACUGUCAGUUUGUUCAUCUCGAGACCCGAACCCGACCACGACCACGACCUCUUUCACGAAGUAACGCCACACUAACCCUUCAGACAAAAUGGCCAAGAUCUCCCGUGGUGCCCCUGGUGGCAAGCUCAAGAUGACCCUGGGUCUCCCUGUCGGAGCUGUGAUGAACUGCGCCGACAACUCAGGUGCCCGAAACCUCUACAUCAUCGCCGUCAAGGGUAUCGGUGCCCGCCUGAACCGAUUGCCCGCCGGUGGUGUCGGUGACAUGGUCAUGGCCACCGUCAAGAAGGGAAAGCCUGAGCUCCGAAAGAAGGUCCACCCCGCCGUCAUCGUCCGACAGUCCAAGCCCUGGAAGCGAUUCGACGGUGUCUUCCUGUACUUUGAGGACAACGCUGGUGUUAUCGUCAACCCCAAGGGUGAGAUGAAGGGCUCUGCCAUCACUGGCCCCGUCGGUAAGGAGGCUGCUGAGCUGUGGCCCCGUAUUGCCAGCAACUCCGGUGUCGUCAUGUAAAGUGCUUGCUUGCGAAAGAGAAUCAAGGAAAGACAAAAGGGCGUGCGGUGCGUGGUGGUUGGGUUUCUGUCCCGAAUGCGAUCAGAUAGAGCGCGGUAAAGAAACAUCUGUUCCCCCCCCUCCCCCAAAGAACCUCUUUUAUUUUAUUUCCCCCUCGUCCAACAAAGAAUUGGUAAAGGGUCGGAAAGCUGGGGUGAGGGUUGUUUUUUAUAAAAAUCGGGGCAAUGUUCUUUUUAUCUACUACUUUUAAAGUCGCUGGAUUUGGCACAAGGCUCUUGCAUUUCGGUUUGCGGCGUGUAAGGAUGAUUCACAUACCAGGCAUUCACAUCAAGGACAAAUCAAAAGUCACUUCAAUCCAUCUUCCCCUGGGCGUUGUGUUCUUUUUGGGUUAAACUAUGUGCAAUUCUUCUCGCCGUGAACCUGUGAAGUUAUGACAUUGAUGUGCAUGAACAGAUGUAGUCUAGACUGUUUAGUACCACUCUUGAAUAUGGCAGCUCAACCUGUCGCUGAAACCUGCUGCAAA
This is a messenger RNA of Fusarium verticillioides 7600, 1064 nucleotides long. Its product is annotated as 60S ribosomal protein L23. NCBI's taxonomy places the organism in Eukaryota, Fungi, Ascomycota, Sordariomycetes, Hypocreales, Nectriaceae. Gene Ontology annotation, biological process: translation. The record is from RefSeq and is a predicted model, not a curated record. Bases 122 to 541 code for a protein of 139 amino acids. Gene Ontology annotation, molecular function: large ribosomal subunit rRNA binding; structural constituent of ribosome. Gene Ontology annotation, cellular component: cytosolic large ribosomal subunit; ribosome. The transcript has 5 exons.